Peromyscus californicus insignis is the source of this 770-nucleotide messenger RNA. Its product is annotated as proline-rich proteoglycan 2-like. The coding region runs from base 35 to 664 and encodes 209 amino acids. NCBI's taxonomy places the organism in Eukaryota, Metazoa, Chordata, Mammalia, Rodentia, Cricetidae. The record is from RefSeq and is a predicted model, not a curated record. The transcript is spliced from 3 exons.
CUUCUGUGUCUUAUAAAGGCAGCUACCCCAAGGCAUGCAGCACAGACUUGGAAGAAACUCCAGAGCCUCCUCCAAGAUGCUGGUUGUCCUAUGCACAGUGGCCUUGCUGGCCCUGAGCUCUACUCAGCGCUUCAGUGAAGGAUUCCCCCAAGGACCCCCUCCCAAGCAAGGUUUUGGUUCUCAUCAAGGCCCACCCCAGCAAGGUCAGCAACAGAACCGGCCUCCUCAGCCAGGAAACCAUCAAGGCCCACCCCAGCAGGGAGGCCCACAGCAGAACCAAGGCCCUCAGCCUGGAAACCAGCAAGGCCCACCCCAACAGGGAGGCCCACAGCAGAACCAAGGCCCUCAGCGUGGAAACCAGCAAGGUCCAGCCCAACAGGGAGGACCACAGCAGAACCAAGGCCCACAGCCUGGAAACCAGCAAGGUCCAGCCCAACAAGGAGGCCCACAGCAGAACCAAGGCCCUCAGCCUGGAAACCAGCAAGGUCCAGCCCAACAAGGGGGCCCACAGCAGAACCAAGGCCCUCAGCCUGGAAACCAGCAAGGCCCACCCCAUCAAGGAAGACCACAGCAGAACCAAGGCCCUCAGCCUGGAAACCAGCAAGGUCCAGCCCAACAGGGAGGCAGACCUCAAGGACCUUCCCAGGGCCAGCGUCCUCAGUAAUCAAAGAUACAUUGUCAGAAAAUGAAUGGUAAGAUAAUGGCCUUGCUGGACAGUGCAACUGGAAUAACAUGGCCAUAAUUUAUCUUCAUAAUACCAAUAAAAUCAC